AUGGAGUGGAUUUUUCAUUACAUCACGUUGGUUUCUGUUACUCAACUUACUGAACAUCUUUUAAUAUAUCUACGCAUGGAUCAUUCGACCCACGAUCCACUCUAUUGUCUGCUGUUACACCAGCUCUGUAUGGAUCACAACAAUAUUCGCAGGCUGUGUCAAAUGUCCCAAUGUGCAGCAGUUUUGGGCUACAAGAAUCACCUAAUACUAAUUCGUUGGCUGUCCAAGAAAGCUUUAAGAAUGAGCCUAGUACCAAGGAGCAACAAUCGCGCUACCCCUAAUGUUAAAGCAAUAGGUAAUUUGCAUGAAAAAUCUUUAGCAAACUCACUUCCACCCAAUGUACUUUGUAAGCGUGCAUCUCCUUCUGAAAUUGAUCCUUACAGUAGUGUAGGAAAGGACUCGAGUAGUCCAACUGUGGCUUCAGCACCUUGCCCUUGUGCUCACCGAGGUGGUGAAGAUCCGCCGCCUCAAUCACGCCGAUAUCCCCAACAGCAUGCUGGUAAUCAAGAUCAUUGUGGCCACCAUCCACAACAACAAAUGCAACAUGAUAUGCAACGAAAUCGUCAUCAAAAUCAGUCGCAUAAAUUUAACGCCAACGAAUACCCUCUAAAGGAAAAUCAAGAUCAGCAUUCACAUCAACAAACACAGCAACAACAAGAUCAGCAUCCGCAUGAACAUACACAGCAACAACAUUAUCAUCAAAAUCAAUUACAACAUCAUCAAAUGCAGCACGAGAAUCAAAUGAACCCGCAACGGGAAUUUCAGCAUCCGUCGCAGAAUCAAUUUCAUCAUCCAUCUGCUCAUCAUGAUAGUAGUAUGCAUAAUCAAAGUUUUAAUAGGAAUCAGCAUCAGCAUCGAUCUUAUGAUGAUCAAAAUCAGAGUUAUCACAAACCUCAAGCCAACAACUUACAUCAUAAUGAGCAACAGCAAAAUACUUUCCAUGGUAGUGCUCAUCACCAUCAGCAAAGGAAUAAUUCUAAACCUAAUUUUGAUGAAGUGCUGCGCAACCAACAGUUGCAUCAACGUAAUAUGAAUCCAGCACACCCACCGAAAAGUAAUCACCAACCGAAUCGAUUGCAUUAUGCUGAAAAUCAAAAUAAAGACAACGGGUCACAUCAUCCUGAAAGCGCUUUGCACAAUAGGGGCAACAGACUACAACAUGUACCUAAUGUUCAUCAAAAUAAUCCCACCCCUUCUCCACAAACAAACAAAACUUGUACUAAUCCAUCAUGCGGUCAGCAGAUACCACAUCAACAUGAUCAACAAAAUUACAACCAGCCAGAUUUCCAAAAACGGCAGGUACAACCUCCCACUACACCUGAUAUCCAGAAACCCAAUCAGCAAUGUCCUGUGGAGACUUGCCCAAAAUCACCUACUCAUCUUGAAGACCAAUUACCUUCUAAAGACCAGCAGCGUUUACACCAGGAAGCGCAACAACUCAACCAGCGCGUUUUGGAUAUAACUAAUCAUGCUCAUGAUGAUAACCAUAUGCAACACCAGGACAUGAGACCACACGAAUGUGAACACCAUGAUGAGAACUUUGAUCAAGGUCAAAGUCAAGGCCAUGAAUGCCCUCAUAUGGGUAAAGAAGAUUGGAAUGCUGGGGUUUGUCCACAUGAUGGUCACGUUCUUCCUGAUCAUCACAAUAGUAAUUUACCGUGUCAUGAUGAUGGUUUGCAUCAUGAAGAUGAUGCUCAUCCGUGUUAUCACAAUGAUUGCUUGCAUCACAAUGAUUACCAAGAUCAUUGUCAUGAUCAACAGGUAGCCCAUCCCGUCCAGCAUGGGCAGCAGAAUGAUUCACAUGUUUGUGAUGGUAAUUGUCAUCAUCAAGAUCAGCAAUAUGGGCACCACCAACCGCGUCAAAAUUAUCAUGAUCAAGUGAGAUAA
Ctenocephalides felis (cat flea) is the source of this 1887-nucleotide messenger RNA. Its product is annotated as putative mediator of RNA polymerase II transcription subunit 26. NCBI's taxonomy places the organism in Eukaryota, Metazoa, Arthropoda, Insecta, Siphonaptera, Pulicidae. The record is from RefSeq and is a predicted model, not a curated record. The transcript has 4 exons. The coding region runs from base 1 to 1887 and encodes 628 amino acids.